This is a messenger RNA of Equus caballus (horse), 4472 nucleotides long. Lineage: Eukaryota; Metazoa; Chordata; Mammalia; Perissodactyla; Equidae. The record is from RefSeq and is a predicted model, not a curated record.
AUGGACCCUGUGGGGGCAGCAGGCGCGUCGUGGGAGGGUGACUUCGCCAGAUGUGCCAGCCGCAGCUGGAGGGCACGGCAGGUCAGAUGGGGCGCCGUAGGCGGUGCAGCCGCGGUUAGAUACGGCCGCCCGGUCUGGCUUGACGCCUGCUGCCCCGCAGACCCCUCGGCGCCCCCAGGCCCUUUGACUCACCUGAACCUGCCGGACAACUCAGAGGCGCGGCCGCAGAGCGGAGCCGACGGGCGCAGCCACCCGGGCAGCUGGACCAGGUCAUCCCCUGAGCACGCCACGGUCCUGAGGGAAGGCGUGCGCCAGUGCCUGCAGCAACAGUGCCAGCAAACCGUGUGGAUCCUGCACGCCAAAGUGGCCCAGAAAUCCUAUGGAAAUGAGAAGCGGUUCUUCUGCCCCCCGCCCUGUGUCUACCUCGCAGGUCCCGGCUGGAGGGUGAAGCCAGUGCAGGGCCAAGCCCACCAGGCAGGGGAGACCGGGCCCACGGUGUGCGGUUACAUGGGACUGGACGGCGCGUCCGGAAGUGCCGCCGAGACGCAGAAGUUGAAUUUUGAGGAGCAGCCGGACUCCAGGGAAUUCGGUUGCGCCAAGACCCUGUUCAUCUCGGACGCAGACAAGAGGAAGCACUUCCGGCUGGUGCUGCGGCUAGUGCUCCGAGGGGGCCGGGAGCUGGGCACCUUCCACAGCCGCCUCAUCAAGGUCAUCUCGAAGCCCUCGCAGAAGAAGCAGUCGCUGAAAAACACCGACCUGUGCAUAUCCUCGGGCUCCAAAGUCUCCCUCUUCAACCGCCUGCGCUCCCAGACGGUGUCCACACGCUACCUCUCUGUGGAGGACGGGGCCUUCGUGGCCAGCGCGCGCCAGUGGGCUGCCUUCACGCUCCACCUGGCUGAUGAACACUGUUCCCAGGGGGACUUCCCACCUCGAGAGAGCUACGUCCGCUAUGGCUCCCUGGUGCAGCUUGUCUGCACUGUCACAGGCAUCACACUACCUCCAAUGAUCAUCCGCAAAGUAGCCAAACAGUGUGCACUCCUUGACGUGGAUGAGCCCAUCUCCCAACUGCACAAGUGUGCCUUCCAGUUUCCGGGUGGUCCUCCAGGAGGGGGUGGCAGCUACUUAUGUCUCGCCACAGAGAAGGUGGUGCAGUUCCAGGCCUCCCCCUGCCCCAAGGAGGCGAACAGGGCGCUGCUCAACGACAGCUCUUGCUGGACCAUCAUCGGUACCGAGUCGGUGGAAUUCUCCUUCAGCGCCAGCCUGGCGUGUACCCGGGAGCCCGUCACUCCGGUGCCCCUCAUCAGCACCCUCGAGCUGAGUGGCGGGGGCGACGUGGCCACGCUGGAGCUCCACGGUGAGAACUUCCACGCGGGGCUCAAGGUGUGGUUCGGGAACGUGGAGGCUGAAACCAUGUACAGGAGCCCGCGGUCCCUGGUGUGCGUGGUGCCGGACGUGGCCGCCUUCGGCAGCGACUGGCGCUGGCUGCGCACGCCCAUCACGGUGCCCGUGAGCCUCGUGCGCGCCGACGGCCUCUUCUACCCCAGCGCCUUCUCCUUCACCUACUCCCCCGAAUACAGCGCGCGGCCCGGGCCCCCGGGUGCCCCCGAGCCCGCCGCCGACGCCGACGCGCUCCUCGAGAGCAUCCACCACGAGUUCACGCGCACCAACUUCCACCUCUUCAUCCAGACUUAAGGGCGGCCUGGACCCUGCGGCUGAGGUCCGCCCCCGGGCCAUUUUUCUGGGUCCUAGGCUCUGCUCGCUGCGCCUUUGCUGCGGGAGCGAAGGAGGCAGCCCCAGCAGCAGAAGGCUCUCGCCGGAGAAACCUGGCCCAGCGAGAAACCCGGUCACUCGUCCUUUUACUUCUGGGAAGACACGACCUGAGUGAUGCUCUCUGUGUCCACGCACGAGUGUGGCUUUCCCUGUCUUUGUCUCUGUUGCACUCUAGCUCAAGCAUUCAGUCGCUCUGUCUCUCGCAGUGACUGCAGAUCUGUGUGUCUCUCUCCCUCCAUCUUUGUCUCUCUCCGUCUCUCCCGUGUCUCACACACAGCUUCACACACUCUGAGGAGCCAAGCCGAGGGCAUUUCACCCUCCAGGCAGCUGUGUCUCCUCAUGAAGAGAAAACACAUAGUUUCACACGCCCAAGCAUGGCUUGUGAGGCAUGACCUGCAUGCCACGGAGCACCAGGUCCUGCCCACCACGCUAGAGCUGACCUGGAGUGCCAAGCCCCACCUGGAGCCCUGGGUACUGCCUGGAGCCCUGGGUUCCACUUGGAGCACCAGGUGCCAUGUGGAACACUGGAUCCCACUUGGAGCACUGAAUGCCCCCUGGAGCUUGAGAGUCCUGCCCUGGAGUACUGGGUUCCAGCCUGGAAUACAAAAACCUGCCCUUCCUUGGACUCCCCAUGGCUGGAGCCAGGCACAGUACCUCUGCCUGUGUUUGCUCUUGGCAGCUGGGGCAGGUGGCUGGGACAGUGUUCAGGUCUCCUGUCUUAUCCGUCCACCCAGGCACUGCCCUUGCAGGCCCUGUAGGAUGCAGUUCUGAGGACCGGGGAUUCCUCUGCCAUGCUAGCAUCAACCCCUAUCCAAGGCAGAAUCUGGUCUGUAUGACCCACCUCCCCGAGGAGGGAGGUGCCCAGUGUACUUCCCCCACCCUCACACACACACACAGGAAGGGACCACAAGUCCGAUGGAACAGAGAGCCUAGCUUUUUGAUCCUUUCUGGAGAAGGAAUGGGGUUCAGAAGGAGCUAGCAUCCUGAUCCCCUGGGGGACACCUGUCGGCUCAGAGGAUGAGUAAUCCUACUAGCUAUCCCCCCUCCCCCCCACUUCAAGCAAAAUGCACCCCAGGCCCAGAGGCAAACAGAAUACAGAACAGAGCUUUCCCAGGACAGCUCUGGGCAGAAGUCCUGGGAUCGACUGGGCAACAACCCAGCUGAGAGAGGAACUUCUCUGCGUGGGGCCCAGGGACCAAAUCACAACCCAUUCCUGAGCAGCCUGCCCACCAUCUUCCAAGUCUGUGCUCUACAGUGAAGCAGCAGACCAGGCAGGGUCCUGGCUCAGGCCAUUAGAACCAAGGAUACAGAUGUAUCAUGAGUGCCAGUUGCCCAUCCCAAUCCCUCCCUCGUGGUGUCGAAUGGGGAGAACCGGUCUGAAAUGUAGGCUCAGGGCUCUCACCCUCCUGGGCCCAGUCUUUGAACUCUGAGGAAAGGCUCAUUUCCUGUGGAACUCCCCCGCUCCUGCCCCCGGAACGUGGAAAGCCCCUUGAGAAAGAAGAAGCUGACAUCUCCCAAGGGAGGGGAAUGGGGUUUACUCCUUUAGACUCCCAGAUGGCAGGAUCGCAAAGUCUUGAUGAAGUCCUGUCAUCUGCCAUCAGCAGGCUGAAACCCACUAUGUCGGGGAGGGAGACGCCUGUUCAAAGCCCUUCAUGGCCCCCGAGAGUGAAUCCUGCCCGAGGAAUGCAGGCAAAGAGUCACAUGGGAAAUGUCCCCAACAGGAGUGCCCCCGCCUCCGGAAGGUUCGAGCUCACUGCCCCAUGACGGCGUUGAAGCAGGAAGCCACUUGUAGGAGGCUAAGGGGAGUUUCACAGUGCACCACACGCAGAGUCAGGGCUCAAGGGCCCUUGCAGCCCGGCCCUCAAGGACUUCCUCUGCCACUCCACAAGGCGGGAGUCUCAGAAGCUAAGAACCUGGGCUGACCUGAAAGCCCAGGCCCAGCCUGCAGCUCCGUCUCCUUCUGCACUCCCCCAGGGCACCCUAGGACCCGUGGGCCCACUAAGCACCCCCCUGGAAGUCUGUGACCUCAAAGCUCUAGCCCUGGCCUGUCUUCUGAGUUCCAGCUGCUGGACUGUCCUAGGAUGCCCUCCUAGCCCGGAGCCUGAAUCCAUCUAACACCAAACUCCCCUCCCUUUCCACCCCCAUCACAGCACCUGAUCUUCUCUCUCCUUCCCCCACACCACUGUCACCAAGGCCUAAGGACUCCACCUCUCCUUCCACACUGGAAGAGGCUUCCUCCUUUCUUCCUCCUCCACUACUGCCCUGUCCUCCAAACCAGCUCAGAUGUCACCUCCUCCAAGGUUUCCCCACGGCAGGACCAACUACAUUAUUUGUGGGACCCCGUAUGAAAUGAAAAUGUAUAGCCCCUUGUUCAAAAUUAUUAAGGAUUUCAAGACAGUGACAGCAGAGCAUUAGCCUAGGGCCAGGCCCUUCUAAACAUGGCCUUGUGUGAAUGCACAGAUCACACGCCCAUGAAGCCAGCCCUGACCCCAGGCUCUCCACCUUGUGUUCCCACAGAACCUCACUGGGACCAUGUCACUGCCCACCUUGGAUCAAAGGACUUUAUGUACAUGUCAGUUGUCCCCCCUAGACUGUGAGCGUCCUGUGGAAAGAGGCUCAUCACUGCGUGUCCUAGAGGGCACAUUACAAUGCCUUGAACGUUGAGUUGGAGCUCAAUAAAUACCAAAUUGCAUUGCAUUGCA